AAAAAAACUGUGUUUGUGUAUUUGUAUUGAGAAAAUCUUGUGUCUGAGAAACGCAGCGCCUGCAGCCCCGCCUUUGAGUGCGAUAUUUAUCUGCACUUCCGUUGUUGUUAGUUAGAGUGAUGACAAAUAAAGCAACAUGACCGAAAAGAUAACACUUGCCGAUGCCCUGUCCAAUGUAGAGGUGCUGGACGAGAUACCGCUGCCCGACGAGCAGCCCUGCAUUGAGGCCCAGCCCUGUUCAAUUAUCUACAAGGCAAAUUUUGAUACGAAUUUCGAGGAUCGCAAUGGAUUUGUUACGGGCAUUGCCAAGUACAUCGAGGAGGCGACUACGCAUGCAAAUUUGAAUGUUUUACUUGACGAGGGACAGAAGCAUGCCGUCAUGCUAUACACCUGGCGCUGCUGCUCCCGCGCCAUACCGCAGCCCAAAUCUAAUGAGCAGCCCAAUCGCGUGGAAAUCUAUGAGAAGACCGUGGAGGUGCUUGCGCCGGAAGUGAAUAAAUUACUCAAUUUCAUGUACUUUCAACGCAAGGCAAUUGAGGCCUUUUCGGGCGAGGUGAAACGUCUGUGUCAUGCAGAGAAACGCAAAGAUUUCGUAUCGGAGGCAUAUCUGUUGACGCUUGGCAAAUUCAUCAACAUGUUUGCCGUGCUCGACGAGCUGAAGAACAUGAAGUCGAGCGUAAAGAACGAUUAUUCGACCUAUCGACGUGCUGCGCAGUUCCUGAAAGUGAUGUCCGAUUCGCACACACUGCAGGAGUCACAGAAUCUAUCAAUGUUCUUGGCCACCCAAAACAAAAUACGUGACACCGUCAAGGAUACGCUGGAGAAGAUCGUUGGCUACGAGGAUCUACUGUCGGAUGUGGUCAAUAUCUGUGUGCACAUGUUUGAAACGAAAAUGUAUUUGACGCCCGAGGAGAAGCACAUGCUUGUCAAAGUUAUGGGCUUUGGUCUGUUUCUCAUGGACAGCGAUGCGUGCAACAUCAAUAAGCUGGAUCAGAAGAAAAAGAUACGUCUGGACCGCAUCGAUCGUAUCUUCAAGAACCUGGAGGUGGUGCCGCUCUUUGGAGACAUGCAAAUUGCUCCAUUUAACUAUAUAAAACGCAGCAAGCACUUUGAUUCCAGCAAAUGGCCGUUAUCCAGCUCAAAUGCCAUCAGCCCACAGGCGGACUUGAUGGUGCAUUUGCCGCAGAUACGUGAGGAUCAUGUCAAGUAUAUAUCCGAGCUGGCACGCUACACCAACGAGGUGACCACCACCGUCAAGGAGAAUCCUUCGGAUGCUGAGAAUCGCAUCACCGCAGAUCUUGCACUGCGCGGUCUGCAGCUGCUCUCCGAAUGGACCAGCGUCGUCACCGAGCUGUACUCGUGGAAGCUGCUGCAUCCAACAGAUCAUCAUCAGAAUAAGGAUUGCCCCGUAGAGGCGGAGGAAUAUGAGCGCGCCACACGCUACAAUUACACAUCCGAGGAGAAGUUCGCACUGAUCGAGGUAAUUGCCAUGAUCAAGGGUCUUCAGGUGCUAAUGGCACGCAUCGAGACGGUUUUGUGUGAGGCAAUAAGACGCAAUAUCUACUCCGAGCUGCAGGACUUUGUGCAGCUAACACUACGCGAACCGCUCCGCAAAGCGGUCAAGAACAAGAAGGAUUUGAUACGCAGCAUCAUUAUGUCUGUGCGUGAAACCUCGGCCGAUUGGCAGAAGGGCUUUGAGCCCACCGAUGAUCCGGUGUCCAAGGGCAAGAAGGAUCCCGAUGGUGGCUUUCGCAUACAUGUGCCCCGCCUGAAUGUGGGCCCCUCAUCCACGCAGCUGUACAUGGUUCGCACCAUGCUAGAGUCCCUCAUCGCCGACAAAAGUGGCGGCAAGCGGACGCUGCGAAAGGACAUCGAUGGCAACUGUCUCAUGCAGAUCGAUACGUUCCACAAGACAUCCUUCUAUUGGAGCUACCUGCUCAAUCUAAGCGACACGCUGCAAAAGUGCUGCGAUCUAUCCCAGCUAUGGUAUCGCGAGUUCUAUCUGGAAAUGACCAUGGGCCGCAAGGUGAACAAGUGCCUGGUGCGGCAUCAGCACAACGAGGAAUGCAAGGAUCUGAUCACCAUGGAAAAACGCAUACAGUUCCCCAUUGAAAUGUCCAUGCCUUGGAUAUUAACUGAUCACAUACUCCAGACCAAGGAGCCAUCCAUGAUGGAAUUUGUCUUGUAUCCCUUGGACUUGUACAACGAUUCGGCACACUAUGCGCUGACUGUCUUCCGUAAGCAAUUCCUCUACGACGAGGUGGAGGCUGAGGUCAAUUUAUGCUUUGAUCAGUUUGUCUAUAAGCUAAGCGAACAGAUAUUUGCCCACUACAAGCAGCUGGCAGGCAGCAUUUUUUUGGAUAAACGUUUUCGCCUGGAGUGUGAGGUGCUUGGCUUCAAUUUCCAAUCUUAUCCACGCAAUAAUCGCUACGAGACGCUGCUAAAGCAACGCCAUGUGCAGCUCUUGGGCCGUUCCAUUGACCUGAACAAACUGAUUACACAACGCAUCAAUGCAAAUAUGCACAAGAGCAUCGAAUUGGCCAUCAGCCGCUUUGAGGGCAACGACAUCACAGGCAUUGUGGAACUUGAGGGGCUUUUGGAAGCCAAUCGCAUUUGUCAUAAAAUGCUCAGCAAGUAUUUGGCAUUGGAUAACUUUGAUGGCAUGGUUAAGGAGGCUAAUCAUAAUGUGCUGGCGCCCUAUGGUCGGAUCACAUUGCAUGUUUUCGUCGAAUUGAAUUACGAUUUUCUGGUUAACUACUGCUAUAAUGCGGCCACAAAUCGCUUUAUACGCACCAAAGUCAAUUUGUCGUCCUCACAGGCCAUACAGCGUGAGAAACCGUCGCAGAUGUCGCAUUAUUAUCUCUGGGGCUCAAAGCAGCUGAAUGCUGCAUACUCCACACAGUUUGGCCAGUAUACGGGCUUUGUGGGUGCACCGCAUUUUCAUGCCAUGUGCCGGCUGCUGGGCUAUCAGGGAAUCGCUGUCGUCAUGGAUAUUAUAUUGAAGGAUAUUGUCAAGCCGCUGAUACAGGGCUCGUUGCUGCAGUUCACCAAAACUUUGAUGAUUGCCAUGCCCAAAUCUUGCAAAUUGCCACGCUGCGAAUAUGGUUCGCCCGGCGUGCUCAGCUAUUACCAGGCGCAUCUAACGGACAUUGUGCAAUAUCCGGAUACCAAAACGGAGCUAUUUCAAUCGUUCAGAGAGUUUGGCAACUGCAUCAUCUUUUGCCUGCUCAUCGAGCAGGCCCUGUCGCAGGAGGAGGUCUGCGAUCUGCUGCAUGCGGCGCUCUUCCAAAACAUCUUUCCGCGUCCCUUCUGCAAAGAAAAUGAAAAACCAGAGGCCAAGCAGAAACGUCUAGAGGCGCAGUUUGCAAAUCUGCAAAUCGUUUCCAAUGUAGAGAAAAUUGGCACAGCCAAGCAAGCGAUGAUAGCACGAGAGGGAGAUCUGCUGACACGCGAGCGUCUUUGUUGCGGCCUGAGCAUAUUUGAGGUAAUAUUGAAUCGGGUCAAGAGCUAUUUGGAUGAUCCCGUCUGGUGUGGGCCACCGCCCGCUAAUGGCAUCAUACACGUGGAUGAAUGCUCCGAAUUUCAUCGGCUGUGGUCCGCGCUGCAGUUCGUCUAUUGUAUACCCGUGCGCGGCACCGAGUACACCAUCGAGGAGCUGUUCGGCGAGGGCCUCAACUGGGCUGGCUGCGUCAUGAUUGUGCUGCUUGGCCAGCAGCGACGCUUUGAGGCACUCGACUUUUGCUAUCACAUCUUGCGCGUGCAGCGCGUUGACGGCAAGGAUGAGGAUGUGAAAGGCAUUCAACUGAAGCGCAUGGUGGAUCGCAUCAGACGCUUUCAAGUAUUAAACUCACAAAUCUUUUCAAUACUUAACAAAUAUCUGAAGGGCGGCGACGGCGAGGGCUCAAAUGUGGAGCAUGUGCGCUGCUUUCCGCCGCCACAGCAUCCCUCGGUCAUAUCCUCGUCGUCGCACUAUCAGGAUCCACAAAAGCUGCGGCAAAGCAUGAACAAUUGAGCAUGUCAUGAUGUCUUGCAUUUAAGCUAAUCGUAGGCACUUACGUUAAUAUUUAAUCCGAAUUACAAGCUACUCACACAAUAUGCGGGCAUGUACGCUGAGUUUUGCAAAUCAAAACUAAGCAUGUGCCACAGCCAGAGAUAUAUACAUUCGAUUUUAUUACAUUUGUUUAUUAUUACCCUAUUUUUGUGGUAUAUACUCUACACAUUAUGUAUAUUGAAUUAUGCAAAUUAUACGCUGCUCUAGAUUUAUAGAUUUAACAAAAUUCCACGCUACAAUUUUUCCAA
Molecule: messenger RNA, 4299 nt
Organism: Drosophila virilis
Lineage: Eukaryota; Metazoa; Arthropoda; Insecta; Diptera; Drosophilidae
Gene: Cyfip
Product: Cytoplasmic FMR1-interacting protein Sra-1
Biological process (GO): axon guidance; cell projection assembly; regulation of actin filament polymerization
Cellular component (GO): neuron projection; synapse; SCAR complex
Molecular function (GO): small GTPase binding; RNA 7-methylguanosine cap binding
Source: RefSeq, a predicted model, not a curated record